This is a messenger RNA of Culex quinquefasciatus (southern house mosquito), 3606 nucleotides long. It is a transcript of the gene bs, whose product is annotated as serum response factor homolog. Bases 1328 to 2779 code for a protein of 483 amino acids. The transcript has 4 exons. The record is from RefSeq and is a predicted model, not a curated record. Lineage: Eukaryota; Metazoa; Arthropoda; Insecta; Diptera; Culicidae. Gene Ontology annotation, molecular function: DNA-binding transcription factor activity, RNA polymerase II-specific; protein dimerization activity; RNA polymerase II cis-regulatory region sequence-specific DNA binding. Gene Ontology annotation, biological process: positive regulation of transcription by RNA polymerase II.
ACCAUAUGUAGAAUGUUCGUCUGAGCGGAGCGAAGCGAAGUGUACGCGACUCAUCGGAUCGAAGCCAAAACGUGAACGCCGAACGCCGUGUUUGCAAGUCGUGUCAGUCUCUGCUGUGUUGUAUCGGCGCGAGCUUGUCGUGUGAUUCGUGUGGAAGUCGGCGACGACAAAAAGAGUUCACAGGUUUUUUUUUGGAGAGUUGCCGGGUGACAGCCGAAAUUUGAAGGACGUCGUUUGUCCACAGGGAGCGGAAAGUUGACCGAACCGGUGACGGAAUCCGGUGCUGGUACGAGGAAAAAACCAGAUUUGCGAAAGUGCCAACUUCCAGCAACGCUGGAGAACGAGUGAGCCGCAACAAGUGUCGAGCGUGUGCAGAACAUCUGCGCUGAACAACAGCAAGUGUGCAGAGCUGAGACUGCAGCGGUCAGUCGGAAUCAACGAACUAGCGGAUCAACAUCUGGAAGUCGUCAACGACCUGUGUACGCGGUCGUAACAAGUGGAAGUCAAGUCGACAUUGUAACAGCGGAGCCGUGCGUGAUUCUUCACACCCGGAUAAAAUAAGAUCACGCGGAUUCCACCCAUAGCAGGAACAUCAAGACAACGGAGAGUGCCGCCAACCGAGCCGAUCUACGGCGACCAAAUCAAAAGAUAAAAAUAAUCUCGAAAAGGGGAUCAAAACAUUAGAAAGACAACACACGCCACAUGCGAGCCGCGAGUCAGUCCCAAAAAAAGAAGGAGCUGUUUGCCGAGAAGUGCUGAUUUACAGCGAAGACCGGGAUCGCCGAGGGAACGAGAUCGUCGUGGGACAACGUGGGACGCGUGCGCUGAGUGACCUGAUUAAUGCUGCCGUGAGUGACGCUGCCCCUGCAGAAGCCGCUACCGUGAAGUGUUCGUGUACCGUCCAGCGUUCAUCCACCUGUCAAAACACACACCGUAAGAGAGUGAGUUACCGUCCUCCCGCAGAUCCCAAAAUACACAUUGGCCCGCAGUUCACUCGGGGUCGCGGAAUUUUACGGGUGCGAAUUUUCCUCGUGCGGGAGGAUUUUCCGGUGUUUUUGACGGUUCGCGAGUGACGUGACGUGAGUGCGUGUGUGACACGGCCCUUUCCCGGAAGACAAACAGUGAAGACAACAACAAACCCGGUGUCGGAACGCCGGCAGUGUGUGAAGUCGCGAAGAAUUGCUAGAAGAGGUUUAAUUUUCAAGUGUUCCGGAACGUAUCAGCUGUGCUGACCGGAUUAACCCGCGCCGUACCGGUGGACAACCCGCGAGCCGUGAAUCUUCCUCUGGUGCCGGUCCCCAGAAAAGCCGCAAAAAUUUGGGAGAUAAUGGAUCCGAAUGCAGCGCGUGACUCGCGCUACAAUCUGAACUACAGCAUGAGCAUGAUGAGCGAAACGCCGGAGAUCUACGGAAAUCCGAACGUUUCGCUCGCCCGCCCCCCGAGUGGCGGCCUGGUCGGCCAGGUCAUGUCCCGCGGUGGUCAGCUAAUGUCCGCGAACGGACCACAGUGCGGUAGUGGUGCCGGUGGUGGCGGAGGCGGCGGCGGUGGUGGACUGUCCGGCGGCCGUGGCAUCAAGCGGGCCAACUCGGACUGCUACGAUGACGGCCGGCAGCUGGUCGGGUCACAGUCCGGCGGUAUGACCGGGCUCGAGGGCUGCCAGGUCGGCGGCUCGGACGUCGUCGAUGAGAGCUACACCUCGCUGCAGCCGAAGAAGUCACCACCGAGCAACGGGAAGAAAACCAAGGGCCGUGUCAAGAUCAAGAUGGAGUACAUUGAUAACAAACUGCGACGGUACACGACCUUCUCGAAGCGCAAAACCGGAAUCAUGAAGAAGGCAUACGAACUCUCGACGCUCACCGGCACGCAGGUGAUGCUCCUGGUGGCGUCCGAGACCGGUCACGUGUACACGUUCGCGACGCGCAAGCUCCAGCCGAUGAUCACGUCGGAGGCGGGCAAAGCGCUCAUCCAGACCUGCCUGAACUCGCCCGACCCGCCCACUGGCAGCACCGGUGACCAGCGGAUGUCGGCGACGGGCUUCGAGGAGACGGAACUGAGCUACAACAUCGGCGACGAAGAUUCGAAAGAUGACCGUUCUCCGAUGUCCUCCGGUAGCGAUACCGACGACUACUCGCCUCCAGACUCACCUGGACCUAGCUGUAGUAAUAGUAACAUACCUAACGAACCAAUCCUUCAUAGUAAUAAUCACAGUGUUAGUAUAGCGCCGCUAACGUCGUCUUCUAGUACGUCAACUUCAACGGCAGCAAGGGCAUCGGCAUCAUCGGUGGUGGCAUCGGUUGGCAACGGAGCAGGAUCGGGAUCGGGACUUGGAGCGACCAUUCAGCAGCAAAUCAAACAGCAUCAGGCUCUCCAGCAACAGAUCCAACAACAACAAUCUUCGACAUCGGCCCAUCAACAACAGCAAGCGACACAACAACAAGUGACCAGCAAUGUUAUUUACCCGGCAGCGGCCUUAGCUAAUCUACCUCAGGACGUGCUGAUGAGCCUGCUGCAGACCGGACAAAUUCAGCUGCAUAAUGAGGAUGGCGUCCAGCAGUACAUCACCAUCCCCCUCUCGCUGAUGUCCACCCUCAACAACGCGUCCAAGCCCGAUCCAAAGAACAACUCAAACUCAAACGGAAGUGCCAACCAACAAUCAGCCAACGCCAAGCCAAAUUCUGCCACCACCAACCGAUCCUCCCCAUCGUCAUCGUCCUCCUCGCGGAAGUCAUCUUCGGCUUCCUCGAAGGAAAUCACCAUCAAAACGGAAGUCAAUGAUUAAAGUGUUGAGCUUUGUUUUAAGUUAUUUCGAUUUGUGCUUUUACAUUAUUUUUCGCUAAAUUUAGGAUUUUUUUCAAGCAAACUGCCAAAAAUAAUUAGACAACAUGGCUUCCACCUAAUCAUGUAACCAAAAUUUGUUGAAACCACCCUGCCAAACCCAACUCUGUACGCCCGGGAAGUAGUUCUGAACAUGUGACGUCUGUGUCGAUCAAUAACCCUACCAAAUAAGCUCAUAUUUUUCUAUAAAACCAAACUAACUCAUUCAAGCAAGAAAAAUAUCGCUUUUCUAGAAUUUAAGGGAAAGAGUACAACCAAUCACGGACAGGCAAAAGGUACUUAACGAAUUUGGCAUUGAGACGCACUGAGAGAAAACGUGAAUUUAGACGCAUUCAAAAUCAUAAACUCAUUUUAUAAUAAAUUUUAGAGUGAAAUCAAAAACUCUUAUUCUAGCUUAUUGCGCGUUGAAAUUUAAGCGGUUGUCAGUUUGAAGUUGACCCUAGGUUAAGUCCUAAUUAAUACUUUUAGUAUAAUGAAAUUUGAACAGUUUGCGGAAGCGACUCUGCGAACCAACAACCAGAUAUUCAUUCUUUAUUUUUAGCUAAUUCUUCGAUCUACACUACUUUUAGCAUUAAGUGAAGAACCCAAAUACACCAUUUCGUUUGUAACUUUUUCUGAAAAUCUUCUCUUUCAAUUACUUCUUAUAUUUUAAUUGUUAGCUACAUUACCUUUUAUCCCCCACAAUCUUUAAAUCUAGUGUUACUUUUCAAUUAACUAUUUAUUGUAACAUUCGACGGAAGCGUUCGUAAUAAAGGAAUUUCAAAAAUGGAA